AGGCUAGAGGUGUGGAGUACUACAUGUGAUACAACUGCACAUCUUACCAACUAGAGAUUUAACAAUACACAAUAAAGAUCGUCCAACACAUUUCUUGAUACCAUAAGAUCAGUUCCUUAGGUCACUGAACAUCUAAUCUAAAUACAGCAUUUCUAUGAACAGGAGUUCUUGAUGGGUUAUCAUGACAUCCUUUGAAAUGGACCACUUAGAUGAUGACCAAAAGCAAAGACUUUUGCUGGAAUCUAGAUACAAGCCAAUCUUUGAUAGGCAUGAACAUGAAGGAGGGGUGCCACUGAAGAGUCUGCGGCAAGAAAUGGAGGAAGUUGGUGGUAGCAAAUUGCCUAGAGGAAAGAUGGAGCUGCUCUUAAGACGUGCGGAUGAAUAUCAAGAUGGGAAGCUGGAAUUUGGUGAAUUCAUCAGAAUUAUGACUGCAGAAACAGGAGAUCGUCAGCUUACUGCAUUUCAGAAACUGCUAAAAAUCUCACUUAAUGGAGUUAUCCCAAGAAAUGCACAGAAGAAAAGGAUGGAGUAUUAUCUUGAUCACUAUAACUGCUGCCCUCCACCAUUGUUUAUGAUCUUUAUAAGUCUGGCAGAGAUAGGUGUAUUUGUGUUCUAUGCAAUAGAAUUAAAAGGGAUGGGGGUUGAAACUACUGCCUCCUCAGGUUUCCCCUGGUACAGUCCACUUAUAUACAAGCCACAGAGAAGAUAUGAGGCCUGGCGCUUCCUCACUUAUAUGUUCAUACAUGUAGGCUAUCUUCAUUUAGUGUUCAACUUGAUAAUGCAGCUAAUGCUGGGCUUGCCUUUGGAGAUGGUCCACAAGUGGUGGAGGGUGGGAUUUGUUUAUUCCCUUGGAGUGGUAGCAGGGUCUCUGGGCCAUUCUGUAGUUGAUACAACAACUAUGUUGGCUGGUGCCAGUGGAGGCUGUUAUGCCCUCAUAGGGGCACAAUUAGCAGCUGUAAUUAUGAAUUGGAAGGAGAUGACACGAGGAUGCCAAGAUGGAGUGGUGGAAUUUAUCAGCAGUGCUCCAGUAAGAUUGACACUCAUCCUGGUCCUAGGUGGGGCUGAUACAGGGCUUGCUAUAUAUCAGAGGUUUACAGGGGAUUCCAAGGGGAGUGUAGGUUUUGCUGCACAUUUUGGAGGCUUUUUAGCAGGGCUCCUUUUAGGGAUAUCUGUUUUGAAGAAUAUAGAUAAGAAACCUUGGGAGACUGUGUUAUGGUGGAUCUCCACUAUAAUCUACUGUAUUCUCAUAAUCUUCUGCAUUUGCUGGAAUGGAUUUUACCCAGGAUUCCCUGACCAGGAUUGGCGGCCAUGUUGUCCUAUCACAUGAUAACUAUGGUCUAGCAAACUGUUUUCCCAUUUAUCUUUAAUAAACUUUGUUAGGGAUUAA
This is a messenger RNA of Owenia fusiformis, 1387 nucleotides long. Lineage: Eukaryota; Metazoa; Annelida; Polychaeta; Sabellida; Oweniidae. The record is from the annotation of a GenBank genome assembly.